AUUCGAAACAAUUUUUAUACAAAAAAUGGCGACCUCCAUGAAAAAAAAAUUUCUUCACAAAUUGUGUUUAAAAUAGGGACACAGACUUCAAUAUUGAGUAAUAAAAUGGAAACUUAGUGCCCCACAACUUCAUUCAAAUCAAUAGAUCAUGUAUUCUGUAUACAAACAGACUCACCCACCAACAGGCAUAGAACAUUGUGUCUAUUGCAACUUCUUCAACACAUCAGAGAGAAACUUAGUUAUAGCAGCUGUCAACCAACUUAAUGUUUACAGACUUAAUCCAGAUACUGAGGAUGAUACUGGAAAGAAUGUUACAGAUCAAAAUCAGGAGACAAGAAAAAAACAGAAACUUGAAUGCUUGGCCACUUUCAGUUUGUUUGGUAACAUUAUGUCUCUACAGUUUGUCAAGUUACCAGGAGCUAACAGGGAUGCACUUCUACUAAGUUUUUCUGACGCAAAGUUAUCGGUUGUUGAGUAUGACCCUAGUACCCAUGAUCUCCAAACAACAUCUCUACAUUAUUUUGAGGAACCUGCACUGAAGGAUGGAUUUGCAGUCACAUACAGCAUUCCAGAAAUUAGAGUUGAUCCAGAUGGGCGAUGUGCAGCAAUGUUAAUUUAUGGAACAAGACUUGUUAUUCUGCCAUUCCGUAGAGACGCUGUCAUAGAGGACUCAGAUAUCUCAGGAGGAGGGAAAUCACCUAUCAUGUCAUCCUAUAUCAUUGAUCUCAAAAGUUUUGAUGAAAAGAUCACCAAUGUUAAAGAUUUUCAGUUUCUGCAUGGUUAUUAUGAACCAACUGUAUUUAUGUUAUAUGAACCUUUUCAGACUUGGGCUGGGAGGACAGCAGUCAGAGCAGACACAUGUUGUAUUGCAGCUAUUUCUCUGAACAUACAGGAGCGAGUCAAUCCUGUCAUCUGGUCUAUGAACAAUCUACCAUUUGAUUGUUGUAAAGUUAUGGCUGUACCUAAACCUAUUGGUGGUGUAAUGGUUGUGGCUGUUAACUCAUUGUUAUAUCUCAAUCAGAGUGUGCCACCUUACGGUGUAGCCCUCAACAGCAUCGCAUCAUCAAGUACAUUAUUUCCAUUGAGAACACAAGAAGGCAUCAGAAUAGCCCUAGAUUGUUCACAGGCAGCUUUUAUGACCAACGAUAGACUGGUUCUGUCACUCAAAGGAGGAGAACUCUAUGUCCUGACAUUAGUUGUUGAUGGCAUGAGAAGUGUUAGAAGUUUCCACUUUGAUAAAUCAGCAGCUAGCGUCCUAACUACAUGUAUUUGUGUUUGUGAGGAAGGGUUUUUGUUCCUUGGAUCAAGACUUGGGAAUUCUUUAUUGCUCAAAUAUACAGAGAAAGCACAGGAUCAGAUAAUAGAAUUAAGAGAAGAACCAAAAAAGGAAGAACCACCAACUAAGAAAAAGAAAGUAACGGAAUCAGAAGUGGCAUCAGAUGUUUCACAGAUUGAAAAUUUAUAUGAGUUAGAAGUUUACGGUAGUGCUGAAAACCCAAAAGGAACAACUAUUGCAAGUUACUCCUUUGAGGUAUGUGAUAACAUUUGGAACAUAGCACCAUGUGCCAAUAUUGUAAUGGGGGAACCAGCUUUUCUGUCAGAGGAAUUCAGUGGUACAGAUAAUCCAGAUAUAGAACUGGUUACAACAUCAGGUUACAGUAAGAAUGGUGCCCUGUCUGUCCUACAGAGAACAAUCAGGCCCCAGAUAGUGACGACCUUUGAACUUCCAGGUUGUAUAGACAUGUGGACUGUAAAGGGAGAGCUACCUGAGGAAGAAGGGGGAAGCAGGACGAGUAUUGAAGGAGAAACAACAAACACAGAACAGGAAGACAAAGAUUCUGUCAAAGAUGGUCAUGCUUUCUUAAUCCUCAGUCGGGAAGAUUCCAGUAUGAUUUUACAGACUGGUCAAGAGAUUAUGGAAUUAGAUCACAGUGGUUUUAGUACACAGACAGCUACAAUUUUUGCUGGAAACAUUGGUGACGACAAAUACAUCAUACAAGUGUCUCCAUCUGGUGUGAGACUGUUAGAGGGAGUAAAACAGCUGCAGUACCUGACAGUAGAACAGACAUCAACUAUUUGUCACUGUAGUGUAUCUGACCCUUAUGCACUGUUAAUGACAGAGGCAGGCAUGAUUUUCUUGUUGACCUUAAAACAAGAUGCAGUUAGUGGGAACAGUCGCCUCUCAAUGACAAAGCCUUUACUUCCUCAGCACUCCAAGAUUUUAACAUUGUGUACUUAUAAAGAUAGAAGCGGUUUAUUUAGAACCAAACCUGUCAAUGAGAACGAGGUGCCAGCACCAGUUGAGACAAAACCUAAUAGAAGUUCCAUUGAAAAGGUCUAUAAUAUGGAUUCCAGCAAUGUUGAUGAUGAAGAUGAGUUAUUGUAUGGUGAUACAGAUACAUCAGUUUUCUCCUCAUCAAUGGAUACCUCACAGACAGAGGUCAAAAGUCCUACAAAGUCUUCCCGUCUCCAGAAUGACGUAAAGCCAACAUACUGGGCCUUAGUUUGUAGAGAAAAUGGAGUCUUAGAGAUAUACAGUAUGCCUGACUUUAAGUUAUCUUAUUAUGUUAAGAAUUUCCCUAUGGGCCAGAAGAUUCUGGUAGAUAGUGUGCAGGUUAAAGACAAACUCAGCACAGGAUCAUCGUCCUUUGCAGACAGAAGUGAUAAAUUACUUGGAGAGAUGCCAGCAUUAAAAGAAAUUUUAAUGGUUGGUUUGGGCUAUCGUAAAACAAGACCUUAUUUAAUGGCCAGAAUUGAAGAUGACUUUUAUAUGUAUGAAGCAUUUCCAUACUUCCAAGCAUCAAUAGAUAAUCAUUUAAAGUUACGAUUUAAAAAAGUGCAGCAUAAUCUGAUAAUGAAAGACAGGAAAUCCAGGAAGAAACGUAUAGAAGACGAGGGUCUGCCUGACGAGACGAUACGACAACAAAGAGUUGCUAGGCUCAGAUAUUUUGAAGAUGUUGCAGGUUACAGUGGGGUAUUUGUGUGUGGACCUUACCCCCACUGGAUCUUCAUGACCACUCGAGGAAGUCUACGAAUCCAUCCCAUGAUCAUUGACGGUCCUAUCACAUGUUUCUCAUCAUUCCACAAUGUCAACUGUCCUAAAGGCUUCCUCUACUUCAACAAACUGGGAGAGUUGAGAAUCACUGUAUUACCAACACAUUUAACAUAUGACGCACCAUGGGCAGUGAGGAAAAUACCUUUGAGAUGCACCCCACAUUUUGUAGCUUACCAUCCAGACAGUAAGACCUAUGCAGUUGUCACCAGUACUCCAGAAAACUGCAACAAACUUCCAAAAACAACAUCUGAAGAAAGAGACUGGGAUACAUUAGAAAAAGAUGAAAGAUUUAUCUAUCCACAGUUGAACACCUACGCCUUACAAUUGUACAGUCCUACGUCCUGGGAAGUUGUCCCUAACACCAGUGUAGUCCUUCAGGAAUGGGAAGUAUGUACCACCAUGAAGAAUGUUCUGCUGAGGUCAGAGGAAAAUGUACAUGGUUUUAAAUCAUUUCUAUGUAUGGGGACAACUUUAUCACUGGGGGAGGAGAAUAUCUCUAGAGGCAGGAUUUUAAUACUGGAUGUUAUAGAAGUUGUACCAGAACCGGGAAUGCCUCUCACUAAACACAAAAUUAAGGUUUUGUAUGACAAGGAACAGAAGGGACCAGUUACAGCUCUAGCACAGAUACAGGGAUUUCUACUUACAGCAAUAGGUCAAAAGCUUUAUAUAUGGCAGUUGAAGGACAAUGAUCUGAUAGGUGUGGCCUUCAUUGACACAUUCACUUACAUCAACACAUUAAGUACAGUUAAAAAUAUCAUCUUAGCAGGGGAUAUCAUCAAAAGUAUCGCUUUAUAUAGAUAUCAGGAGGAACUUAAAGUUCUGUCACUUGUCAGUAGGGAUAUAAAGCCCUUAGAAACAUAUACAGCAGAAUAUAUGGUGGAUAAUUCACAGCUAUGUUUCUUAGUUUCAGACAAAAUGAAGAACAUAUUAAUGUAUGCAUAUCAUCCUGAAGCUAGAGAGAGUAUAGGAGGCCAACGUCUGCUUCGGAAGGCUGAUUUUAAUGUUGGCUCACACAUCAACAGCAUGUUUAGAGUACUAUGUCGUAGUGAUCCAGCUGUAGAUAAAAGGGCAUACAAUGCUGACAGGAAACAUAUUACAUACUUUGCUUCUUUAGAUGGAACACUUGGGUUCGUUCUGCCAAUCUCAGAGAAAGUAUAUAGACGUUUACUCAUGUUACAGAAUGCCAUGACGACACAAAUUCAACAUAUAGCAGGACUUAAUCCAAGGACCUAUAGAGCUGUACAGAGUAUCAGACAAGAGUUGAGGAAUCCUCAAAAGAAUAUUUUAGAUGGUGAUUUGUUAUGGAAGUAUUUACAUCUCAGUAUGAUGGAGAAAACUGAGAUUGCUAAACGUAUUGGAACAUCUCUUGAACAGUUAACAGAUGAUCUGAUGGACAUUGACAGAUUAACAUUACAUUUCUGAAGAACAGUGACUUUGUUAUAGUUGUUAUGUUAUUGGUUAUUAAGUAUCAUGUGACAUGUUAAUAAUGAUGUGAUGUUACAUCAUGUACAUAGUUAGAGACAAAUGUAGAACUCAACAGUGCCACUGAAUGUGUGUUCAUUAGUCUGUGAAUGUCUGAAUAAAAGAAACAUACAAAUA
Mytilus trossulus (common blue mussel) is the source of this 4654-nucleotide messenger RNA. RefSeq names its product cleavage and polyadenylation specificity factor subunit 1-like. The record is from RefSeq and is a predicted model, not a curated record. Gene Ontology annotation, cellular component: nucleus; mRNA cleavage and polyadenylation specificity factor complex. NCBI's taxonomy places the organism in Eukaryota, Metazoa, Mollusca, Bivalvia, Mytilida, Mytilidae. Gene Ontology annotation, molecular function: nucleic acid binding; protein binding. The transcript is spliced from 37 exons. Bases 149 to 4477 code for a protein of 1442 amino acids.